ACUGUCCAUUAUCUCCCAUUUGUGCAGGCUUGGGGCAUGCAUUUAUUUGUAUUGAUUAAACAUUCUACCACCUGUAUCAUCUAACUUAGAAUCAAAUUGCCGUCGCAAGUAAAAGAUGGCAUCCAUGGUUAGAGUAUGCCAAAUAAUAUAAGAAGAAAAAAAUUGUCAUUUUCUAUUUGCUUUUUUCCUUUGUCUUUUCAGCUCUUAAUGACCAAGUCUUUUCUUCAAUUACUAUAACACAAUCUCUUAACUUUCUAAAUAUAAAAGCUUUUAAUCUUCUUAUUUAUGUAUGCAUAAGGUGAAGAAAGUUUCAAAUUGGAACAAUGUGGUUUAAGGUCCUUCUUCACCUUGCUUUUUGCAUGGCUUUGUUUGAGUCAACAACUUCUCUUAAUCAAAGCAGUUUCCCAGAAGAUUUUGUUUUUGGAACAGCAUCUUCAGCUUACCAGUAUGAAGGUGCUGCAUUUGAAGGUGGCAGAGGUCCAAGCAUAUGGGACACCUUCACUCAUAAGUACCCAGAUCGAAUAGCAGACCAUAGUAAUGGUGAUGUUGCCACUGAUUCAUACCAUCGUUACAAGGAAGACAUAGGCAUGAUGAAGGAUAUUGGAUUUCAAGCUUAUAGGUUUUCCAUUUCUUGGUCCCGAAUAUUACCUAGUGGAAACUUCAAGGGAGGAGUUAACCAAGAGGGAAUCACAUACUACAACAAUCUCAUCAAUGAACUUAUAUCAAAUGGACUACAACCUUAUAUAACUUUAUUUCACUGGGAUCUUCCACAAGCUCUUGAAGAUGAAUAUGGAGGUUUCUUGAGUCCUAAAAUUGUGCAAGAUUAUGCAUAUUAUGCAGAACUAUGCUUCAGUGAAUUUGGUGACAGGGUUAAGCAUUGGAUUACAUUGAAUGAACCAUUGAUGUAUAGUCUCCAAGGUUAUGCUAAUGGCCAGUUUCCACCAGCAAGAUGUUCAAAAUGGAUAUCACCAAAUUGUAGUGUUGGUGAUUCUAGUACUGAGCCUUACAUAGUUACACACCACCAGAUUCUUGCUCAUGCUACAGCAGUAAAAAUCUACAGGGAGAAGUACCAGAUUUCACAAAAUGGUCAAAUUGGGAUAUCACUAAAUGCUCCAUGGUUUGUGCCACUAUCCCAAUCAAAAACAGACAUAGAAGCAGCAUAUCGAGCCCUUGCUUUUAUCUAUGAUUGGUUCAUGGAACCGUUAUACGCAGGCACAUAUCCUGCUGUGAUGGUUAACAAAGUUGGGAAACGUUUGCCAAAGUUUUCAAGAAAGGAAUACUUGAUGGUUAAAGGGUCCUAUGAUUUUAUAGGGUUGAACUAUUACACUGCAUAUUAUGUUGAAAAUGUUCCUUGUCAAAGAGAAAAUCAAACUAUGUUAACAGACUCUUGCACUAAUUAUACUCCUAUAAGAAAUGGAGUUCCUAUUGGUCCUAAGGGUGCCUCAGAUUGGCUCUACAUUUAUCCUCCAGGGAUUCAAGAUUUAUUAGAAUACACCAAGGAGAAGUUUAAUGAUCCAAUUAUUUACAUAACCGAAAAUGGAGUUGAUGAGGUUAAUGAUGGUACAAAAUCGUUUGAUGACAAAUUGAGAAUAUACUAUAUUGGUCAACACCUUUUGUACAUUCAAAGGGCCAUAAGGAAUGGUGUAAAUGUGAAGGGUUACUUUGCAUGGUCAUUUUUGGACAAUUUUGAGUGGACUAAUGGUUAUACUGUUCGUUUUGGAAUAAUAUAUGUGGAUUUCAAGAAUGGACUAAAAAGAUAUCAUAAAAGAUCAGCUUUGUGGUUCAAAACUUUUCUUCAUCAAUGAACUUGCCCUUAGCAUUAAAGAGGAUUCAAGAGAAAAUAGAUAUGAAUCAAGUGCUCCAUUCUUGAUCAAAGUUAUAUUUGGAUUUGUGUUAUUAAGCAAUGAUAUAUACUUCGAUGGUUCAUUGAAUUGGCCAAGAAUAAAUUUUAUUGUUAUGUGUGA
Medicago truncatula (barrel medic) is the source of this 1964-nucleotide messenger RNA. Its product is annotated as beta-glucosidase 12. Gene Ontology annotation, molecular function: beta-glucosidase activity. The transcript is spliced from 13 exons. NCBI's taxonomy places the organism in Eukaryota, Viridiplantae, Streptophyta, Magnoliopsida, Fabales, Fabaceae. Bases 324 to 1805 code for a protein of 493 amino acids. The record is from RefSeq and is a predicted model, not a curated record. Gene Ontology annotation, biological process: carbohydrate metabolic process.